AUGAAAAACUUAGUUACAUCAUUUGGAGCAACAGACAACAGGAAGAGUAAAGCUAAGAUAGAUUAAUCUGAGAGAAAGUCCAAGAGAGUUAAAGAUAGUCUUGUGUCUACUAAGUCCAAAGGAGUAAGGAAGAAUCACACUGACUAGAAUACACCUUUUCAAAGUAAACAAAAGCAGAGGAGAGUUACAAAGAAGAAACCUGAGAUAGAUUAAGCAGCUCAUCCUAUUUAUCACGAUGGCUAGGAAUAUUAAAGCCAAAAAAUAGAUAAGGAGCUAUAAGAUAGAGUUUACUAUGCAUAAAUAGCAAAUUCUCAAAGGAAUUACACAAUACCUCCAAGUUAAACUCAAGAAAACAAGAGGACUGAUGACAGUUUGGAAUUGCCUGAUAGCAACAAUAGAGAAUAGAACAAAAGUGUGCUUUUAGUUACCACACAGUAAUAAAUGAAGUAAGAAGAAAAUAAAUUUGACAAGAAUCCUCUGGAAAGACAAGAUAAGCAUUCAAUGAGAGAAUCUAGAACUCCAACAAUAGUUGGAAAUUUCACUCACACCAAUAAGCAAAUAGUGCUCUCUCAUAGGCAACCGACAUCUUAAAACUUGAGUUAUGAAGAAUCUCCUUACCCCAACAAGGAUGAGAGAGUUUUAAAAGACAAUCAAAUUCCCAUUAGCAAGUAGAUUGAAAAAUCAGCUAAGAACAGCACAGAUACUAACAGUUUUGAGAACUCAAUUGAUAAGGAGUUUCAUUUAUCUCAAACUUCUUAAUCAUGUGGUAGCAAUGUUGUAAUACCAUAAAUCUGUCCAUUUGUGCUUGACUCAGUAAAUUAAAUCAACUUAGGGAAAAAUAAUCCGCUGAUUAUGAAAGAAAUUCAGAGUAUAAGAGUUAAUUGCAUGUCUAGUCUAAGAAAUCUAAGCAAGUAAUACACAGAGAUUUAGGCAACUAUGAAUAAAGCUGAUUCAUUCAUUCAGAUGAUUUUAGACGACGAUACACUAAGAGAACUAUCAGACAAAAAUGUAGAUUUUAUUAAGAGAAAAGAGCUAGCAUUCAAGGAAAUCCACAAUCAAGUUACUAGAGGGCUUACUUAAACACUUUAAGAGUACUAAAAGGAGAGUAAUAAGAUGAUUGGAAGAACCCAAUAAUCACUUGCUAAGGUAUUUUAGUGUCGCCUUGACAUUUUUAAGAAGAAAAUAGCAUUCAAAGAAAUAGAGUAUUUGGAAUCAUUUGAAGAAUUAUCUCAGCACUUGGACAAAUUGGAAGAAAUGAAUAUUAUGAAUAAAAGGUUGAGAUAAAUAGUCCAAAACCAAAUGAAUGAGUUUUUAAAUGAAAAUAAUAGCACAAUGCUUUUGCUAGAAGUAUACUCAAAUGAAUUAUUCAAGCUGAAAGUUGAAAUAUCAUAUAAUAAUUCUGCUAAGAUUAAAGCUAAGCUUUUGAUUUAGUGA
Molecule: messenger RNA, 1434 nt
Organism: Stylonychia lemnae
Lineage: Eukaryota; Ciliophora; Spirotrichea; Sporadotrichida; Oxytrichidae
Source: the annotation of a GenBank genome assembly